Messenger RNA from Cuscuta europaea, 2144 nucleotides. NCBI's taxonomy places the organism in Eukaryota, Viridiplantae, Streptophyta, Magnoliopsida, Solanales, Convolvulaceae. The record is from the annotation of a GenBank genome assembly.
AUGUUAUCUCAUUUGUAACGUUCCUAACUACGUACAACAAAUAUAUAUAUUGCCUUCAAUUGAAAUCAAUUAAACUAUAUAUAUAUAUGGCGGCUAAGCAAGAGCUUUGCUCCAAUUAUGUUAUGCGGAAACCAGAAGGAGCAGCUGCUAGCUUCUUUAGUUUCCUGGGGUUCUUGAUCUCAUCUGACCGGUUGAAAACCCGAGACCUUUUCGAUUCUCCGGCGGAGACCGCCACCGGGCGGUUGAGGUUCCGUACCCGAUUCCUCGUUCUCGUCUCCGUUAUCGUUAAAAAUGUUCUCAUUUACUUGAAAGCGCCGUUGGCAUGGUUAGGAUCCAGCUUAGAGAUCUUUCUCAACUAUCCUUCCUUUAACGGUGGUUAUGUCCGCCUCAUUCUCAAUUUUCUUACAGGGAACAUGGUUAUGCCGGAAACGACGUCGGAGAAUUUCAGAUCGUUUCUGGCAAUCCUGGACAAGAGGUUUAACUUGGACCCCGAUAUCAAGAAUGGCGACAGCCGAUAUACACCACUUUUAUCUGUCAUGGCUGCUAAGCUUUCGUAUGAAAACAAAGCCUUUGUUCAAAAAGUAAUCACCAAUAACUGGAAGAUGGAUUUUUUGGAGUUCAAGAAUUUCCAAUGCGGAUAAAAACAAAAAGGGACGCCUAAGGGGUCUGCCACUGUUAACUCCCUAAUAACUCGUAGAUUAUUUUGCUUCUAAUAAAUUUGACUUAAGCCUAUUUUGCCGUUGGGAUUGCGGAGAGAAAAUGCUAACCAUGAGAAAUAAAAAGAAACAAGUACAUUAAAUUAAGGAUUAAUUUGAAAAUUAUAAGUAUUUGAAUUUUAUUAGUAGCAGUUGUUCCGUGGUGCCGUGGUGGUUGCUUUUUGGAUGUGGAAGUUCUAGGUAAAAAAGACAUUUUUGUUCACUCCUCUCUUUUUACUCCUAUAAAUGUUCUAAUUCACAUGUAUAUUAAAUUUACACUUCUGCAUUGUUUAAGCGUCUACUUUGGAAUGAAAUUAACUCUCUAUUUUUUAAAAAAAAAAAAUACUUUUACUACAUUUCUUUUUUUUGUUUUACUGCAUUUCUUGAAAAUCCAAAACCAUAUUGCUGCAGUUUUUACACUAGGAAGGUUUUUGACAUUCCAAAUUAUGUUUUGAACAUAUAUACGAGAGUAUCUCCACCAAUUAGUUAAUUUCCUUUAUAGCUUAACUUGUAACAUAAGCAUGUGUAGCAAAGUUAUUUUCAAGGUAAACGGUAUUUAAUUUCACCAGUUGGCUAUAACUUCUUACUUCUUCAUCUUUCCUUAUUAUUAAUAAUACUGUAUUGAAUAAUUCUCUUUCUCCUAGUAGCUUCUUUUGGGGAUAUUUUCAUUUGGAUUGAUAUUUUCUGGUCUAGUCUGUUAAAUGUUUUGUCUUUGUGUAUUUUAUUAUAACUUUUAAAGUCUAUUCUGGUCUAUUGUGAUCUAGUCCAGUUUGGUCUGGUAUGGUUUGAGACUGAAAAUAGUCCAAAUAAAAAACAUAUUUAUCUUUUCCAGCAAAAGGAAAAGGUUUGCUUCAAUAGUAAACUAUUAUCUCUAAAAUUGCAAGGAACUCUUUCAAAUAAAUCAUUGAAGAUGCUCUUAUAGUCCAUCGUCAAGGUUUUUGCUUAAAUACGGAGUAUUACUUAAAUAAAAGUGACGGACGAAAAUAUGACUUAAAUGACUACAAGUAUAUAAUCAAAGUAGUCAUUGCAAUGUAAAUAAAAACAUCAUCAUGGUCACUAAAGUUACCAUUAUAGUCCCUAAAGUACAUAAAGUCACAAUUUGUCAAUUACCUUAUUUUAGUCAUUACAUUUGUCAUUAUUUUUAAUUUUAAUGACAAUAACCAUUGUUAUUUAAAAACUAAAACCAUAUAAAAGAAUUAAUACAAUUUUCUUAAAAUAAUAACAGGAGUUGUAUAUUUCCUUAUUAAUAAGAGUAUAAUUAAUUAUUAGUUUUCCCUGUAAGAUACUCCCUCCGUUUCUGAAACAAGUUCCACAUUUGACUUCACACAUAUUAAGAAAAUAAAUUUGACUUUGCUGUGGAGUGCACUGUUUGGUACUAUUUGUCACUGUUUGAACACUGUUUGACACUGUUUUAAUGUAGAUAAUUUGCCAAAUAAGGAAAUGUUUGAA